UGGUGGACAAUCGCUAUGCCACAGCUCUGGUCAUCGGCUCGGUGCUGAGCCUGCUGGCGACAGUCUAUCUCUCUGUGGCUGUGGGAACGCAGCACUGGUACCAGUACAGCUGUCCACCAGUCAAACGUGAGGGGGGCAACGCCUCCGAGCUCAGAGAGGAGUUCAUCAAUGGAGAGUUUGAUGAGAAGACAUACAGUGAAACCAUGUUCCGACUGAACGGCACCCAGGGACUGUGGUGGAGGUGCAUACUGGUGCCCAGCCAGUCCCACUGGUUCAAAGAGCCAGGUAUGGCAGAUCCGAGGAUGGAGACGCAGUGUGUGAGCUUCACUCUUGCUCAGCAGUUUAGUCCAAAGUACAAAUACCCUGCAAUCCAAAACAACGAAGAGGAUCUGCUGAGAACAUACUUGUGGAGGUGCCAGUUUCUCCUACCCUUGGUGUCUCUGGCUUUGGUGUUCCUCGGUGGCCUUGUUGGGGUCUGUGCCUGCCUGUGCCGCAGCUUCACCCCCACCUUGGGUGUGGGAGUGCUCCAUCUACUCGCAGGUCUUUGCACUCUGGGCACGGUCUGCUGUUUCCUGGCCGGUGUGGAUUUGCUCCAACAGUAUUUGCCACCACCAGUAGGGGUGGAGGGCUCGUUGGGCUGGUCCCUCUAUCUUGCCCUCAUCUCCUUUCCUCUGCAGAUGAUGGCAGCUGCUUUGUUCCUGUGGGCAGCCAGGAGUCACCGCAAAAACUACACCCGCAUGACUGCUUACAGGGUAGCCUAGAGAGAGACUACUACAACCACUUCCCUUAAAACAGCCUACUGGUCUGAGGACUUUCUAAAAAA
Etheostoma spectabile (orangethroat darter) is the source of this 823-nucleotide messenger RNA. RefSeq names its product claudin domain containing 1b (gene cldnd1b). Gene Ontology annotation, cellular component: membrane. The record is from RefSeq and is a predicted model, not a curated record. Lineage: Eukaryota; Metazoa; Chordata; Actinopteri; Perciformes; Percidae.